Echinostoma caproni is the source of this 651-nucleotide messenger RNA. NCBI's taxonomy places the organism in Eukaryota, Metazoa, Platyhelminthes, Trematoda, Plagiorchiida, Echinostomatidae. The record is from the annotation of a GenBank genome assembly.
AUGUAUGAAAAUGAUGAUGGCUUGGAUGAUGACUCGGAUGAUGACUCCGAUGAUGAUGCGGAUGAUGAUGAUGAUGAUGAAGAUGAUGAUGAUGAUGAUUCGGAUGAUGAUGAUGAUCUGAUGAUUCGGAUGAAGAUGAUGAUGAUGAUGAAUCGGAUAUAUGAUAAUGGUGAUGAUGAUUAUGAUUCGGAUAUUGAUGAUGAUGAUGAUGAUGAUGAUGAUGAUGAUGAUGAUGAGGAUGAUGAUGAUUCGGAUGAUGAUGAUUCGGAUGAUGAUGAUGAUUCGUUGAUGAUGAUGAUUGUGAUGAUGAUGUUUCGGAUGAUGAUGAUGAUGAUGAUGAUCUCGGAGAUGAUGAUGAUGAUGAUGAUGAUGAUGAUGAUGAUGAUGAUGAUGAUGAUGAUGAAUCUGAUGAUGAUGAUGAUGAUGAUGAUGAUGAUGAUGAUGAUGAUGAUGAUGAUGAUGAUCAUGAUGAUGAUGAUGAUGAUGAUGAUGAUGAUGAUGAUGAUGAUGAUGAUGAUGAUGAGACAUGAUGAUGAUGAUGAUGAUGAUGAUGAUGAUGAUGAUGAUGAUGAUGAUGAUGAUAAUGUGAUGAUGAUGAUGAUGAUGAUGAUGAUGAUGAUGAUGAUGAUGAUGAUAAUGAAGAUGAUUUGA